Molecule: messenger RNA, 3102 nt
Organism: Oxyura jamaicensis (ruddy duck)
Lineage: Eukaryota; Metazoa; Chordata; Aves; Anseriformes; Anatidae
Gene: OTUD3
Product: OTU deubiquitinase 3
Exons: 9
Coding region: 26-1123 (365 amino acids)
Biological process (GO): protein deubiquitination
Molecular function (GO): cysteine-type deubiquitinase activity
Source: RefSeq, a predicted model, not a curated record
UCCUCCGGAGGCCCGGGGAGCGGGGAUGUCCCGCAAGCAGGCGGCCAGGGCCCGGCCCGCCGGCCGCAGGAGGGCCCCGAGCCCCGCAGCGGGCGGAGGAGGCCUCGCCAGGCAGCUCCGGGCCCUCGGCCUCAAGCUGCGGGAGGUGCCGGGCGAUGGCAAUUGUUUGUUCCGGGCCCUCGGUGACCAGCUUGAGGGACACUCCCGAAACCACCUCAGACAUCGCCAGGAAACGGUGGACUACAUGAUAAAGCAGCGGGAGGAGUUUGAACCCUUUGUGGAAGACGAUGUUCCCUUUGAGAAACAUGUUACCAACUUGGCAAAGCCGGGUACCUUUGCUGGCAACGAUGCUAUUGUGGCCUUUGCAAGGAACAAUCAAAUCAAUGUGGUUAUUCAUCAGCUUAAUGCUCCACUGUGGCAGAUUCGAGGCACGGAGAAAAACAACGCGAGGGAGCUGCACAUUGCAUAUCGGUAUGGAGAGCACUAUGACAGCGUGAGGAGAAUCAACGAUGACUCAGAAGCUCCAGCAUAUCUUCAGAUGGAGAUGCUUUCCAAAAACGAUGCAAAUGAGGAGGAAAUGAAGCCAGAGAAGAGUGGCUCUGAAGAUGAGAUUGAAGUUGAAAAGGAAGCUGCUAUACAAAAAGUGUGCAGUGCAACUGGAUGUUCAGACGUUGAGCUAGUCAGCCAGGUUCUGAAAGUGGAAGACUACAACGUAGAUUCUGCAAUAUUUGCCAUCCUUCAAGUGAAGGAAAUGGAAGGAAUCGGUGCUGAGGAGCAGCGCGAUCCUCAGAGCAAAGGUCAGAAAUCGUGUACCUCAGCCCUGUGGGACGGUAACAGAAGUGGUUCAAGAAUCUUCGGAAAUCAGAGUUUGCAUCAAGAUGAAAUAGAAAACCACAAAGGACUGGCUAAAUCUAAUGAAGAUAGUCGAUCCAGCAAAAACCCCAAGGUAUCAAAAAAACUAAAGAAGGAACAGCAGCGGCUGGAGAAAAAGAAGAGACAGGAAGAAAGGCACCGACAAAAGGUCUUGGCCAACAAAAGCAACUGUGCAGAUAACAAUAAGAGAGAGAUGGACUCGGAUAACCAGAUCACCUUGGUGAAGGCCAUGACAGCUCUAAACAUAUGACUGAAUGUUCUGAGCAUUCUGGUGAGAAAAGCAAAGGAAACUGAUCGAGACAAAACUCCUCUUAAGCAAAUUUCCAAGCACCCACUGUCAUCCUGAAAUCAGUUUCUGCAGAGAUCUCUGAGCACAUAGGAACUUUGUUUCUUCGUUUGCAGGGCAGUUACUCAGUAAUUCUACAUAACUUGUGUGAAAGAGAGUUUUAAACUUAACAAAAACGUAGAGGUUUGUUUUUGUUCUUAUGGAGUUAGGUUAAGGUGAGAACCUUUUCCUCACACAGCAAUGCCAGACUUGCUUUGAGAUCUCUUGAUGUGCUUGGUUAUUGCUUAGAGGAGAUUUAUUUUACCUUACCGUCAGGGAAAGCGUUAACAGUUCUCAACUCAGGAACACACUUUUUAUUUUUUUCUGUUAAAAUUUAAAAAGUUAGGGAACAGAGGAACAAAAUCCUUCCAAAAACGAAGUGUCAGCCAACACUAUCAAACAUAAUACUCCUCUUUUCUUUCUCAUCCAAGAGAGUUAAACCAGUGGGCUCCUGGGACUGCAGAGCCAGUUCUUCUGAUCUAUAAAGUCUAAUGAGGUCGUAAUAUGAUACACUACAAGCGGGCAUGAGAUUUCUGCUGAGUGCUGUGACUUGUACAAGCCAGGAACUUGAUCGUUCUUCGUCUCUAAAUGAAAUUUGUAUAGCCAACGGGUUGAGAGUUCUGGGAACAAGCUUCCAAGCAGCAGCGAUCACUGGGAAGCCUGCCUGCUUCACUCUUCAUAAAUCAAGCUUUUUCCAGAAUAGGAUUUUCAUCUUAAAUUCCUCUUGCCUAUGGUCACUAGGUACUGUAGAAUGUAUAGCUUGAAUCCUGCGGUGCUUUUAUAGGGAAUUUGGACUGAAGUGUAAGGACUGCAGGAUUUGGCCCUAAAUUUAUGGCUUGCAGUAUUUCAGCCUCAUUCAGGUUUUGGUCUUGCAUCAAGCACUGGGCUUUAAGAAAGCACGUGCACUUACACAUAGUAGACAACAGGAGGCACUUCAUUAGCAGGGGCAGAGAUUAAAUAAUUUUUUUCAAAGUAAGGAGCAUUGUUGUUUUUCUUCAAAUCUAUACAUUCUUCAGAGCUUCCAAAUCGAUAUGGAAAUGCCUUUUUUUGACUGAAAUGCCAAAACCUGAGGUAGUAUUUCUUCAUGUGCUCUGCUACUGAUCUUGACAGAGUACUUGAACAAUAAAAAGGAAGGAGCUUUACUUUAAAUACUGAUGGUGUAGGCGAACAGGCUUGAAUGCUUGUUAAAAAGUUACUUUGGUUCCUGUAACGAGCUUGGCAGAAAUAAAAAGGAAUAUAAAACAGCUCUUACGCUUUAUGGAGGGACAGCGUCUGGGAAGUGAAGAAGCAUACUGCGUGCUGUUGUAAGUGCCUGUGGUAGGCAUUAGAAAUUACUGCAGAGGGAAAUCUGAAUAGUAUCUGGCAGGUAGCAGAACCUGGAUGAGCCUCGGAUUUUCAGUGCUGUUUGACAAUCGGUAAAAUCCAUUUUGUGCUAACCGUUAGUUGACCCGUUAGCAAUGUUACUUCUGGAAUUCUCUUUCCCCCUUGACUUUUACAAAAGUGGAAAGAAUGGACGGAUAGCUUGAGUGGGACAAAGUGCAAGUCACUUCACCGGCGUGAUGAGACUGGAAGGCAGAAGGCACGUCAAGGUAGUUCAGGUAAAUGUAUCACCUUCGUCUUACCCAGCCUUGGAGGGAUGUUUUUGGUUUUUUAUUUAUUUACCAACAGUCUUGCCUCAUCUGCAAUACUUGAACAGCAAAGAAAGUCAUCCAUGGUAUCCACACGUGCAGGAGUGCUGUGGAAGGUGCCUUCAUCUUCUGUUGGUUUCUGCUGAAACUACACAAGUUGUGUUGUUUUUUUUUUCCCCUUUCCUGUUCUAAAUGCUCAGUGGGGCACAUGCUUCUGUUACCAAACCAAAUCCCCAGUUUUGGAUACUGAGUGCAAUAAAGGUUGUAAAGAUCACA